Rotaria sp. Silwood1 is the source of this 654-nucleotide messenger RNA. The record is from the annotation of a GenBank genome assembly. NCBI's taxonomy places the organism in Eukaryota, Metazoa, Rotifera, Eurotatoria, Philodinida, Philodinidae.
AUGGAAUCAUUAUAUUGGCCAAAUACAGUUCAAUUAACAUUAAGUAUUCAAUAUCCCAGCGAACUUGUUCUUCUAUUGAAACGUGACGCUCUACCUGCAAUUGAACAUUUAAAUAUUACCAAUGAGCAAAUACAUACUGUUUUCCCAUUACGUCGAUAUAUACCAGUAUCAAAUAUUCAUCUUUGUGAUUAUAAUCUGCGUGAAAUAGCUGAUGGUACUCGCUUGCGAUCUUUACUCUUACGUUAUUUAUCUCUCAGCGAUAUUAUUCUAUUGAUUGGCUCAUUAACCAUGCCUUUGCUUGAAAAAUUAAUACUCAUUGAUUUGUAUGAUGAUAAUCGAAUAUAUCCCGAACCUAAAAAAUAUUUUAAUAUUCGUCGAUUAACUCAAUUAACACCUCAUCUACAUUCUCUCGAAACAAGCAAUGCAAAUAUAAUGUUCUAUAAACAUCUUCUUGGAUUUGUUUUGAAAAUUAUUCGUCAAUUUCAUCAAUUAGUGUAUUUAAUACUAAAUAAGGAUGGUCGUUAUCCAGCCAAAGAAGAAAUCAAAACAACGUUCAAAGAAAAAUUAAUAGCAACUGGACAUAAUCAAUCAUUUGAUUGUAACAAUAUUCGAAUAGAAUUCUCUCACUUGAAUGAACUAUAUAUUUGGCUUUAA